AGUGAGGAGCGGGUAGAGGAGGCGGCGGCGUUCGCGGUGGCGGGGCUUCUGAGACGUGCCAAGCACCCUGAAGCCCUUCCCCUUUCUCCUGAUCUCCAGAAGCAGGGGUCCCGGCCCUCCCUGCAGCUGCCUGGUACUACCGCGCUUGCAGCCCCGCCAGGGCUAAGUAGCCUGCGAGCGGCCCCUGGGGCUGCGUGACUCAGGCAGUUGCCCCGCUUCUCUGUCAGCGCGAUGCCCUGGGCGGCGGCAGGUUCGGGGUCUUCGCGGCUCCAGCCGUGACCACCACAGCAAGCCCGACCGGGCGGUUGGGGCCGUUGGACGUUUGUUUUCGCAGCUUUCCCCUCCCCCCUCGCCGAGGUGACGGGGGUGCGCGUUGGGAAGGGGGAGCCAAGAGACUCCUCCCCCUCCCGAUAUCCCCGCCCCUCCCCCUUACACACUCGCACGCACUAUCGCGCCGGCUCCCACAAGCUCCGCGCCUCCGUGUCGGCUGGCGUCGUCCAGGGCCCGCGGAGCCACCAUGUCCACUGCCUCCUCCUCCUCUUCCUCCUCCAGUUCCUCUCAGAUCCCUCAUCCCCCGCCGCAGAGGAUGCGGCGCAGCGCCGCGAGCUCCCCGCCCGCCGCCGCCGCCGGGAGCGGGAACGGUGCGGGCGGCGGCGGCGUGGGCUGCGCCCCGGCUGCGGGAGCCGGCCGGCUGCUGCAACCCAUCCGCGCCACGGUGCCCUACCAGCUCCUGCGGAGCAGCCAGCACAGUCCCACGCGCCCGCCCGCCGUAGCCGCCGCCGCCUCGCUGGGCAGCCUCCCGGGGCCCGGCGCGGCCCGCGGCCCCAGCCCGCCUAGCCCGACGCCGCCACCGGCCGCGGCCCCGGCCGAGCAGGCACCGCGGGCCAAGGGCCGCCCGAGACGGUCGCCCGAGAGCCGCCGGAGGAGCAGCUCACCUGAGAGACGGAGCCCCGGCUCGCCUGUGUGCAGAGUGGACAGACCAAAAUCCCAGCAAGUUCGAACCUCUAGUACAAUAAGGCGAACCUCUUCUUUGGAUACAAUAACAGGACCUUACCUCACAGGACAGUGGCCACGGGAUCCUCAUGUUCACUACCCUUCAUGCAUGAAAGAUAAAGCUACUCAGACACCUAGCUGUUGGGCAGAAGAGGGAGCAGAAAAGAGGUCACAUCAACGUUCUGCAUCAUGGGGGAGCGCUGAUCAACUAAAAGAGCAGAUUGCCAAACUGAGGCAGCAACUACAGCGCAGUAAACAGAGUAGCCGUCACAAUAAGGAGAAAGAUCGUCAGUCACCUCUCCAUGGCAACCAUAUAGCCAUCAGUCACACUCAGGCUGCUGGAUCAAGAUCAGUCCCUAUGCCACUGUCAAAUAUAUCAGUGCCAAAAUCAUCUGUUUCACGUGUGCCCUGCAAUGUAGAAGGAAUAAGUCCUGAAUUAGAAAAGGUAUUCAUUAAAGAAAAUAAUGGGAAGGAGGAAGUGUCUAAGCCUUUGGACAUUCCGGAUGGUCGACGAGCUCCACUCCCUGCUCACUAUCGGAGCAGUAGUACUCGCAGCAUUGACACUCAGACUCCCUCCGUUCAGGAGCGCAGCAGUAGCUGUAGCAGCCAUUCACCCUGUGUCUCCCCAUUUUGUCCCCCGGAAUCCCAGGAUGGCAGCCCUUGUUCAACAGAAGAUUUACUUUAUGAUCGUGAUAAAGACAGUGGGAGUAGCUCACCGUUACCCAAGUAUGCUUCAUCUCCCAAACCAAACAACAGCUACAUGUUCAAACGGGAGCCCCCAGAGGGAUGUGAGCGAGUGAAGGUCUUUGAGGAAAUGGCGUCUCGUCAGCCUAUCUCAGCCCCUCUCUUUUCAUGUCCUGACAAAAACAAGGUUAAUUUCAUCCCAACGGGAUCAGCUUUCUGUCCUGUAAAACUUCUAGGCCCUCUCCUUCCUGCCUCUGACUUGAUGCUCAAGAACUCUCCUAACUCUGCCCAGAGCUCAGCUCUGACCACGCUGACCGUUGAGCAGCUCUCAUCCCGAGUUUCCUUUGCAUCUCUCUCUGAUGACACCAGCACAAUGGGCUCCACAGAGGUCUCGGUCCAACAGCCAUCUCAGCAGCAGCAGCUUCUGCAAGAACUGCAGGGUGAGGAGCACAUCUCUGCUCACAACUAUGUGAUGAUCUAAGGCAAGGGGGAGCUGGCCUCUACCCUGUGUUCCAUGAAUGAGGAACUAGGUCUCAUACAUCUAUCUGCAUGGAGUGACAAACUUUUCUGACCACCACCACCAACAACAAAAUACUUAUCAGCAUCAUAAAGUAUCUCUUCACAUUGAUCUUGGCAGGGACGGAACUCCUAUUAGCAGUUUCUGUGGAAAGCAGUAAUGCUUGCAAAAUGUGUGUGUCAUUCAGCAUUUUAAGUGGAGACUAUGCAUUUCAUAGUAUGUUUGACAGAUUAGUACUGUGUCCUGUGUUUUGUUUCAAAUUCUUCAGUAUAAAUAAGCUCUAUAUCAAAAAGUUGCCUGUCUAAAUAGAAUGUCAACAAAACAAUGUCUUGCUGUGUUUUGUCUUAUGGAAAAUACUGUACUUCAGGAUUAUGUUUACAAUUGAUCCAGGUGUUUGUUUCUAACUUCUGUAAUACAUACAAUGCAAAAAAAUAAUAUAUAUAUAUAUGGCCACAACAGUUGCACAGUGCCCACCCUAUGGCCUAGCUUCAGGUACUUCAGUUGAAGUCUAAACUCAGGUAACUUGGAAUGUAUAUUAUAUUGGGAUAUUAAAUAUUUCACAGCUAAAAAGCUAAAGAGGGAACAUCACUCUUUUGCCUUUCCUUAUUUUAUGCAUUUCCCUUUCCUCAUUACAUUCCACAUUCUUGGAAUAAAAAGUGCAUUCAACCCUAGGAGAACGAUAGUCCUGGACAUGGGUGAACAUGAGGAGAACCAGCAAAUCUGUGAUGUCUGACAUCACUUUUGUCAUGUGGUUACAAGUAAAACAACUGUUGCAUUCAUUGUUUCAACAUGUGUAACGUGUAAACGUGGCUUUUUUUUUUUUUUAAUUCAGAUGUUGCUCAGCUAAUGACUGUUACAAUGUUGCAAAUAAAGUGUUCAGUACUAGGCGUACAUAACAUUCCACAUUGUGCAUGAUGAAAUUUAAAGACAAGGAUGUCUAGGUUUGAUUUCAAAACAAUUGAAAUUUCACAGGGGAUGGUUGAGAUUUUUAUUUAUGUUGGCCAUUAAGGUCAUGAAAUGCUACUGUUUUAUCUAAAGGCAUAUUAAUGUUUAGUUUCUCUUUUGGAAAUUCUUUAAUUUGCAGGUGAAAAAAUGACACACUCUUGGGUUUUGUUUUCUUUAAGCGGUUUAGGUGUAGGACCUGCAUUUACACAUAGAGAAUACAUAGGUCUCAGAAUUAAUGUUAACAUAAGUAAGCAGGUUAUUUGGUGAUUUACAAAAGCAAUAGUUUGAAGUUGUCUCAUUUAAGCCUCUCAUAAUACCAUUAAGAGUACUUUUGUUAAGAUUUUGAAUAUGGACAUAAACCCAAGUAAAUAGCCUUGAACUUGCAGACUUGACAUAACUUCUCAACAAAGCGUGAAGAGAGCCCUAGAUAUUCCUGUUUGGUCAGUGGGAUAACCCAACUUUCAGGUACUGUUUUCUGCAGCACAAAGAGGGUAUCCAAAAGCAAAAAGAAGCUUUUGUAUUUUUUAUUUCCUUGCUUUCAGUUCAGUAAAGCCUAGAGUUGUUUCAUCUGCACCUAAAGUGUAUGGCACAGUUUUCUUAAGAACAAGGAAAACAAGGUGCCUGCAGUUACAGGAGCGUUUCAGUUCCCUUUAACCAUUCCUUGGUUUUUUUUUUUUUUUGGCUUUUAUUUUCUAAAGACAUUGAAGGAUUAGAUGAUAAGAAAGCAACACAAUUUUUUCUUUUAAAGAAGUGGAUAUAUAUAUGUGUGUGUGUAUGUGUGUAUGUGUUUUGUUGCUCAUUAUUUUGUCAUGAUCCCAAUUCUCUUCUUUCCACCAAAGUUUGCAGUAAUAUUCCCUCCCGAAGGUGCAUUCUGGCUCCUUUAAAUUAGUCAGUGUUAUAGUGUAGGAGACUGUCAUGGAGAAAAGGACUCCGUUUACUUUCGCUGUUUCACAGAGGAACCUUUUAAAACAAUCUUUUCAGCAGCAGACACCUUUAACCCUAAUAAUCUCAGGCCUUGAUGAAAAUACUAUAUUUUGUAGAUUAUGGUUAAAGGGAGAAAAAUACUAGUUCCGUAAGAUAAAUAUGAGCUCCAUUUAACUUCUGAUCUCUGGUUUAGCAUUACAUAAUGUGUUGAUCUUAUGCUCUGCUUUUGUCCAAAUAAGAUGCAGUAGUAUCAAUAUCAAAUUCAGAAAGAUGGACUGAAUAUGCUUUUUUGGUGAUGAAAUCUGGUGUACGAUAUUUAUAGUGACGUGCUUUUAUUUUCUCAUGAGAAACUAAAUAUUAAUGAAUUGUGUUGUACAUUUGUUUUUAGCAUAUAUUAAAGUUUCGAACCAAAUGUGUUAAAGCUUAUGCUUUGCCGUGUAAAUUACCCAGAAGUUGUUGAGCUCAAAUGUAUCCUACAUCAGCUGUAGAAAUUUGUCAAAAAUUGUUUAAAUUUUGUAUAUAGUUGUACUGUUUAAUUCUAGCCACUGCGCUGAACAGUAUUGGAGUUACCAUACAAUAUGGCUUUACACAAGGAAAUACGUGGCUUUUGUUUUGUAUUUUUUUCAGUAUAGAAGUUCCUGUGUCUUAUUUAAAUAAAGUUAUUAGUAAAACUGGAAUAGUUCACGUAUGUUUUUGGAGACUGGGUGGUUAGCAUGGUACAAGACAGAAAUGAAUUCACCUCAAGGUAAUGAGUGGUAUUCAGUGCUCCUUGAGUUCCUGGCCUGCUUCUCUGGGCUGUAGGGCAUCUAACUGGAUAAGAUUGCUGCAGCCGGGUUUCCUCCUGACAUUUAAUUUACACACUUUCCGUCACAAAGGUAAGAAACUAGAUUUCUAAAGUUCCAAGUCAUUGUACUGCUCACAAUAUGAGUACCUUAAAUAGAGAGCAAAUUCUCCCCACUUCAUUAUUUAAUACCUAAGAAUUACUUAUGGAAGUGAGUUUUUUAAAUUCAGGGAAAUGACCUCAAAGGAAGUUGUGUAUUUCUUGCGAAGAAAACUGAAGCAAUAAUUUUUUUUACUCUUUUUUGCUUUUUUGAUGUUUAGAUUCAAACUAAGAGGGAGAAAAGCUUUACAAAAGAAAUAGGGUAAUGGUGGACCAUAUGGUGGCACAAAAGCAGAAACAAACCAGUUUGAGAAAUAAUUUACCAUUAGAGUGUUCUUCAGUCCCUAAAAAGAGCUAAACAGAUUGGUAAGAUUUGACCUUUAAAUUGAACUUUAAAAUGCCUGUUUAGUAGUUUUAGCUCACAAAAGUAAUAUAUAACUUUUUAAUGGUGAAAUUUAUCAGCCACCUACUUGAGUAUAAUACGUAGUUUAGGCAGGAAAUUAUCUACCCUAUACAAUUUAAAAAUUCCAUUGCAAGUGAAUGUGAAGUAAAAGUGGGAUUCUCAGCCCCAUCUCUGCUUGACUCAAUCAUAUAAUAAGCUUGAUAUAAACAGCUCUGAGAAACAAGUCAGUACUUGUAAAAACCUAAAAAACAGGGACGGGGAGAAUAGGCCUAAGAACUUACAUAUGUUUAACCUUGCUAGCUAGAAAUAAUCACUUGAGGUUUACUUAGGAAAAUUGCAAAAUGAAUGAUAAUCCCACCCCACAGCAUUUACAGACAUAGCUAGAGGUUUUUUGAAUGUCUCCUCACCAGGGCAGGACAUGCCCAGUUAGGAAUGUAUUUAAUUGUUUUAUUCUGAUAAAUCGGGUGCUAGGUGAUUGGCUUUUGAGAUCAAAUUAAGUCUUGUCCCUUGCUUUGAAACCUACUGGGCAAAAGGAAAGUAUUUGAAGACCAGUUACAGGGAAGGUUCCAUUAAGAAAAAGUCAGUUGGUUAUAAAAGUUGAUAAUAGAAUUUAAACAUGAUUUUAUUGAACAUUAAAGUCAUCUGAGGACAAUAUCCUUCACAUUCUCUCUGUGAACUUCAUUCAUCUUGCACUAGCUGUUGGUCUUAUAUGCUAACAUAGAAUUUUAUUUGUUCUGUGCCCUGAAUUGUCAUGAGAUAACGUGGGCUAAAUUCAGCUACUGAAAUGAAUCAUUUGUCCCGUUACUUGGUUUGAUGACUUUGGAAACUACAUUAUGCCCUAGGGAAAAUAUUAUUAACUGCCUCAUUACCUCAUCACAUCCUACAAUUCUUACAUAUAUUUGUUUCUUGUCCUCAAAAGGCAGCCUAUUGCCGAACCAAACCUAUUGCCGUCAAGUCAAUUUCCGACUCAUAGUUACCCUAUAGGAGAGAGUAGAACUGCUCCAUAGGGUUCCAAGUUGCUGCUGGUGGAUUUAAACUGCUGACUUUUUUGGUUAGCAGCUGAGCUCUUAACCACUUUGCCACCAGGGCUCCAUAUUCUACAAUUACAUGUAUUUGUUUCCUUGUCCUCAAAAGGCAAGGCCUCUCUAAAGGAUCUCUAAAGGAAUUUGCCUACCUACCAUCGUACUCCCAUCUAUUUCUAUGUUCUCAGGCACUUCUCUCUCAGUUCUCCCUUUCGUUUUAGGAAUCCCAUCUGACUUAGAACAAAUAGAUUCAAUUGUGCUGUCCUCCCACUCCUAAGAAGAUCUCAUACCUUCACUUGAAUAUAAUACCUCUUUCUGGUGUCUGUCCACUGCUUUUCUUUGGUCCCGGGUUGCCUCCACUGCCUUGCCCCACAUUCCCCUAAUUUGCAAUAUACUGCAGAAGCAGAGGUCAUCUAUAGUCUCUUUUUGGCCAACUCCCCUCCCCCACCAGCCCAGCAUUGUCCUUGUCACCUCUACCAUUCAAGAAACAUUUCCGGGGUCAUAAAACUUAGUGUUUAAGGAACUCAGUCCAGGGGGAGUUACAGAGACAUAAAUGAUCAUACUGGGGGCCGUGCAGAUAGUCUAGGAACACUGAGGAGGCACCAAUCCAGCCAUGGGAUGAGAGUUUAUCAGGAGAGCCUUCAGGAGAUAAUGAAGCCUGAUUACUACUAUAAAAGGCUAAUAGAAGCCACUUCUCUAUACCAAUGUCCUCCCUGUAGAAUGAAGGUGGUGAUUAGUUUUACCUUGAGGUCCCUUCUAGUUCUGAAGUUU
Molecule: messenger RNA, 7139 nt
Organism: Loxodonta africana (African savanna elephant)
Lineage: Eukaryota; Metazoa; Chordata; Mammalia; Proboscidea; Elephantidae
Gene: GLCCI1
Product: glucocorticoid induced 1
Exons: 8
Coding region: 518-2158 (546 amino acids)
Cellular component (GO): cytoplasm
Source: RefSeq, a predicted model, not a curated record